Rosa rugosa (rugosa rose) is the source of this 1354-nucleotide messenger RNA. RefSeq names its product LOB domain-containing protein 38-like. The transcript is spliced from 2 exons. NCBI's taxonomy places the organism in Eukaryota, Viridiplantae, Streptophyta, Magnoliopsida, Rosales, Rosaceae. The coding region runs from base 296 to 1039 and encodes 247 amino acids. The record is from RefSeq and is a predicted model, not a curated record. Gene Ontology annotation, biological process: regulation of gene expression.
UCUCCAUUCCCAACUCAACCCCACUCCUCCUCUCUCCUCUAGUUAAAUAAAAACCCGAAACCCACCUUCCUUCUUAUCUUUGUUCCCAUUUAUAUACCACCUUCCUCCUCAUCUUUUGCACCUUAGCUUUUCUCAGCUCUCUCUCUCCCUCUCAAACCUCUCCCUUGACUCCUCCUCUUUCUUGGGCCAAAAGAAAUCCCACUCCCAAUUCUCUUCUCUCUUUUUUCAUGUAAUUCGAUUCCCCGGUUUCGACUACCCCGUAAGUUUUGAUAUCACUUUCUAGGUCACCAUCAUCAUGAGCUGCAACGGCUGCCGAGUUCUGCGCAAGGGCUGCAGCGAGUCCUGCAUCUUACGUCCUUGUCUGCAGUGGAUCGAAACGCCCGAAGCCCAGGGCCACGCUACUGUUUUCGUCGCCAAGUUCUUCGGCCGUGCCGGCCUCAUGUCCUUCAUCUCCGCCGUACCUGAACCCCAGCGACCCGUUCUGUUUCAAUCUCUGCUAUUCGAGGCUUGUGGCCGUACGGUCAACCCGGUCAACGGAGCGGUGGGGCUGCUCUGGACCGGGAACUGGCAGGUGUGUCAGGCCGCGGUCGAGACGGUUCUCCGGGGCGGGACUCUGCGGCCGAUUCCGGAGCUGGUUUCGGGUUCCGGGUCGGGUUUGACUCCGGACGAGGCAUCCGAGGCUGACGGGACCGCCUGUACGGACAUGUGGAGGCUCCGAGAUCCGACUCACAAUUCGGGUUCUUCUUCCCGGUUCACCAACUCCCGCUCCAAGGCAGCUUCUUGUUCUCCGACGACCAAGCGCAAGAGACCGGACGACGAGUCGUUGAAGGUGCUGCAGCACGCGGAUCUGGACCUCAGGUUGACUCCCACCCUCGCUUUCAGACCGAAGCCCAAACCCGAGACCCGACGACCCGGCUCCCCGUCCAUGAACUCCGAGGAGUCGGUGGUCACCACGUGCUUCGAGUCUACCGGGUUCGCGGAGCAGUACCCGAACCGGAACGGAGGAUCCGAGAUAAAGCUACUCAGCCUGUUCCCUUGAGCCCUUAAAAACCAGACAAAUUGGUUUCUUUGUUUUUGUUUUUGGUGAAUCUGACGUUCACGUAGUGAUCAAUCCCAUGUAAAAUCCUCCUCGAGUUUCCUCCUUUUCCUGGGGUCUUUUUCUUUUUUUCCCGGAAUCCAUCUCCGGCGAGUUUUGCUUAGUUGCCCGACGGCACAGGAUUUCUCUAUUUUCAUCUUACAGUUUAUAGAGAUCGAAGAGAGAAAGAUGAAGAGCUUUGUCGGUGGUUCUUUUGUUUAGCUUCAAGCUAGCUAUGAAUUAAUGAGUAGUACUAUGUUGUUCUUGUGUGACAUGAAA